Coturnix japonica (Japanese quail) is the source of this 1962-nucleotide messenger RNA. RefSeq names its product Rh family B glycoprotein (gene RHBG). The record is from RefSeq and is a predicted model, not a curated record. Gene Ontology annotation, cellular component: plasma membrane. Gene Ontology annotation, molecular function: ammonium channel activity. Gene Ontology annotation, biological process: ammonium homeostasis; ammonium transmembrane transport. Lineage: Eukaryota; Metazoa; Chordata; Aves; Galliformes; Phasianidae.
CUUGUCAACUCCUUUCUCUUCCUCUUCCUUCUCGGUGCAGGACAAACAACUCCAGCAAAGAAAAGAAAAGCAAAAGAAAGGCUUUGCUGCAGCUUCCCAAUCCCAAGGGCAACCCCACUUUGCCAGCAGCUCCAGGUUGCUUCUUGCCCUCAUUUUCCUGUGUUUUUUUCCGGGCAGGAUUGGCCUUGCAGGCGUGGUUUGCAAACAGACUUUGCAGGCAGCUCCGCAGCAUGGCUGAGCGUGCUGCUGCAAGGCUGCACCUCUCUGGGCUGUGUUUCUUCCUCCAGCUUCUCACCAUCGUCCUCUUCGCCACCUUUGUCCGGUAUAACCCGGAGAGCUCCAAACUCUGCUCCACUGAACCAAGCUGCAACCAGAAAGACCCCAGCCCGACUUUGGGGUACCCCCGGUUCCGGGAUGCCCACCUCCGAGCUCUCCUUGGCUUUGGCUUCCUACUGGCCUUCCUCAGCCGCUAUGGGGUGGGCAGCGUGGCUGGCAGCCUCCUCAUCGUGGCCUUCACCAUCCAGUGGGCCAUACUGGCCCAGGGGCUCUUUUACUUCUCCCAGAACAGCAAGAUUUAUGUGAGCACGCAGAGCAUGGUCAGUGCUGACUUCUGCACCGCAGCAAUCCUCAUCUCCAUCGGGGCUGUUCUGGGCAGGGUGAAUCCUAUCCAGAUGCUGCUGAUGGCUCUCCUGGAGGUGCCCCUAUUUGCUUGCAAUGAAUACAUCCUGCGGAGCUUCCUGAUGGUAAGCGACAGUGGAGGCUCCUUGACCAUCCACACUUUUGGUGCUUAUUUUGGCUUGAUGGUUUCACGCGUCUUGCACCGGCCCCACAAGGACAAGAAGAAAGAGCAGCAGGAUGUGGGGCACCAGCCCGAUGUCUUUGCUGUGGUUGGAACCAUUUGCCUGUGGAUCUUCUGGCCCAGCUUUGCCUCAGCAACCACAACCCAAGACAGCGCCGAGCCCUGGGCUGUGCUGAACCUUUACUUCUCUCUGGCAGCAAGCACCCUGGCCACUGUCAUCCUCUGGCCCAUCCUGUAUGAGGAGGGCACACUGCAGGUGGCCCAGCUUCAAGAUGCCACCUUGGCCAGCGCAGCCGUGAUGGGGAUGGCAGGGGAGAUGCUGUCCACCCCCUUUGGGGCCCUCACAGCAGGUUUCCUGGCCAGCCAGCUUUCCCUUCUCAGCUCCAGGUUCCUCUCGCCCAUCCUACGAUCCAGGCUGAAAACCGAGGACACUUGUGGAGUGCACAACGUCCAUGGGCUGCCGGGGAUCCUUGGUACCUUCUUGGGGACGCUGCUGGCAUCGUUGGCCACGGCGGAUGUAUUCGGUGACAGGCUGGAGCUCGUCUUCCCAUUAGUAGCCGACGGCAGCCGCACGACGGCUGAGCAGGCACAGUGGCAGCUAUUGGGGCUCGUCGUCACCCUGCUGCUGGCUGCCUUCGGGGGAGGCAUCACGGGUGCCCUCCUGAGAACGAAGAUGCUGAGGACUCCCCCCGAGAAGAACGAGAUAGAGAGCAAAGCCCUACGGGAGGUCGAUGAGGAUGGAUGUGACCACCAGGCAGGCAGAGAGGAGCGAGGAACCAUCGUUUGACAACCCCUACAGCGUGGUGAGUUCCAGGCAGUGCCUGCAGCUCCACGUUCCCAACCGGGCUCAUCUCCAUGAGUUUCCCAAGGCAAAUUGGGAUGGACAACGAAGAGAUGCUGAAGUCAUUCGGGUUCUUGAUGUGGGAACAAGGGACAGCCUGGCUUGGUGCAGAUCCAGACCUUGCUUGGUUGAGAGGUGCUGCUCUGCUCUGUGCCUUCAUGUUCUCCACCUGACAUAGGGAAGAGCUGCAGGGAGGGCUUUUCUUUAGGGUGCUGUGCUGGGAAGGGGCGUACUGAGCUGAAGGGCAAACAGCAGAGACUUUUUCCUAUGGAUCCUUUUGCCCACCGUCAUUAAAACACCUCUGUCUUCUUUUGUAACAUCA